UAUUUUAUUCCUUCUUUUCCCACAUUGUCCUUCUGUCCUCAUCUCUCUCUCGGUCUCACCCAUCAACAGCAAGCACAUCACGUCGUCUCCACCAAGAGCCGCCACCGCCGCGGACACCACUGUAACAACCAGAACGGCGAGGCGAAGGAACCCAAGUAGGGCGAUAACAACAGUGAAACCACGGCCACGGCGGAACCACCACGAAGUACCAGAAAAUCCACCACCAACCGCGAAUCCACAACAAGCACCAUCGCGGCGAUGAACGACAACGAUUCUCCCUCUCUCAGAUCUGGAUAGAUUCGAACUAAACCAACAAGAAGUCACAACACAACAUCUCAGAUCUGUUGAUUGACCACCACCGUCGGCGAGCAGGAGCGGCCUGUUAGCGUCGCGGACGAGUUCGCGGUUGCGAAUGUUGGCAGUUGUGGUCGGUGCACCUUUAGAUCUGCAAAGGUGGUUGCGGAUGUUGACGCCGUUGCUAUGAUUUGGCCAGAAGAGACUAGGUCAUAUGAGGGAGAAGAAAGCAACGGAGAGAAGGGGUUUUCAAAUGGACAAAUUGGGAAAAGAAAGAAAAAAAAAAGAAUAAAAACAUAAAAGAAAAGAAAAUAAAUUUUUUAACAGUAAAUCUAGUUUAAUAUAUCUAACGGUCCAUAAAACUUUGACAUGGUGCCCAAGUUGUUUAACUUAGGUACCCUAACCAUCACCUUGUUGAAGUAUAGAGUAUUAUGGACCCUGGGAUGAAGCAGAAAAGAAAAUGAAGAAGAGAUGAAUCCCAUCAUAUGGUCCUGAUGAAUGGGCCUUUAUCGGGUACGAUGCACCCACCCGAAAGAAACGCGUCCCAUCCACUUAAAUAGAACGAGAGCGGCGCAGAUUCUGGCAUUGCUUCCAGAGUACACACCAUUCUCACACCGUAUAAAAGUGCAUACAUUCACACUCUCCGCACACCGCACCGCACCGCACAGCACAGCACAGCACGCAUCAAUCAAAUACACCGUAUAAAAUCCACUUAAUAAGUCUCAGUAACACUCAUUCACUCACCCUCAAUUCAUACCCUCUCCUUCUCGAUUCUUCUCGAACCGUCACCGUCGUGGCUAUGCCCACUAACGAAGACUUCCAAAGUGUUUCAAAUUGCUAUGUGUUCAAGAGCCGAUUGCAGGAGUAUGCGCAGAAGGCGGGGCUGCCCACGCCUGUCUAUGAAACUAUUAAGGAAGGGCCUUCCCAUGAACCUUCUUUCAGGUCAACAGUGAUAGUGAACGACGUUCGCUAUGAUUCUUUGCCUGGAUUUUUCAACCGCAAGGCGGCAGAGCAGUCGGCCGCAGAAGUUGCUUUGGUGGAGUUGGUCAAAUCUAAUGCAGUUAAUCAGUCCAUCACUCAACCUGUUCAUGAAACAGGAUUAUGCAAGAAUUUACUUCAGGAAUAUGCUCAGAAAAUGAACUAUGCAAUGCCAAUGUAUCAGUGCAAGAAGGAUGAAACACCAGGUCGAGCAUCAGUAUUUUCAUGUACGGUUGACAUUGGGGGGAUUCUAUAUAUUGGGGGAGCAGCAAAAACAAAGAAGGAAGCAGAGAUAAAAGCUGCUAGAACUGCUUUAUUAGCUAUCCAGUCAAGUGCAUCUCAUGCUUCCGAAAACCAGGUUGGCCAUCCACAGUUGACCGUCCUUCCAUGCAGAAAAAGGGCAACAAGUUCUGUUGCCAUAGCUGAUGAGAAUUCAAAUCCCCCAAAGCCUAAGAAAGCGCGGUUUAAAAGGAAGUCUUCCAAGAGGAAACCCUCUAGAGAUAAGAUGGGCCAAAUUCAUACUGAAAACUUGGGCAUUGGAGAAAUUAUCAAUCAUGAGGUAGAAACACAUGCAAGUGUUAAUGGUGAAUCUGGCCUCCUUGAAAAGAAAACCGAAACAUUCACUUCAGAAGCCACCAACAAUUUUGAAAAUGGAGUAUCAGUUAACUAUCAAGAGAAAGAAACAUUGGCUGGGGAAAGUUCUUUUGCUGUGAAUAGCCAGGAAGGGAUUUUUGAAAAUGGGAAGUCAACAGAAUUAUAUUCCAAGGAGAACAAUCUUGGGACUGUUGUUACAGAACUGUCUUCUGCGUCUAAUGGAGGCAUACCGGAACCAAGUGUGGAGGUGAACAAACAGCAAUGCAAUGGAGAAAUGGUUUCUGACCAUUGUGUUGUGGGGGAUUAAGGCUUAUUGAAUUAUUAAAAUGGAAGAUAAGAUUCAAGCAAUGCAGUCAUUUGUUAGUGUUAGGAACCUUGAGGAUUCCAACUGUUUUUCUUUGUUGGGUGUCACUCAAUUAGGAAAGUAAAAUAUAGGAUGUGAUGAUUCUCAAAGCAUGUUGAUAAUUUUUAUCAGUUAACUGAUGAGGGUGUUUAUCACCAUUUAUUUAUAUUGUAUUAGUAUAUUUGAGUUAUCUGCUCCAUUUGUCCGCGACAUGGGACAUGGAUUUGGACGGGUUUGAGUUUAAAUAAAAAAUGGUGUCUCCUUUGAGAGUUUAAAUUUAAA
Molecule: messenger RNA, 2491 nt
Organism: Glycine soja
Lineage: Eukaryota; Viridiplantae; Streptophyta; Magnoliopsida; Fabales; Fabaceae
Product: double-stranded RNA-binding protein 1-like
Exons: 3
Coding region: 1094-2173 (359 amino acids)
Biological process (GO): regulation of gene expression; rRNA processing
Cellular component (GO): nucleus
Molecular function (GO): ribonuclease III activity; double-stranded RNA binding
Source: RefSeq, a predicted model, not a curated record